GGCAUGAUUUACCAGAUCUUGGACCUGUCUACACCUCUACCUCCCGUGGCACCUCACCCGCACCGAGCGUCCCACUUCUCUGAGGUCUGGUCGUGGGCAUUGCGGACCACCCGAGCGCCCACGCUGUCCUCCCACCCUCCGUCCUCCUCCAAGGUCGACGCUCUGGUGUCCGAAUUCGUGGAGGGAGUCACCGUCAGGACAUCUACCCGCUCCCCCCUCACGGACACGACGACACCGACCACCGUCGGGACCUCUCCCAGCUCGACGCAUCUUCCCGACCAGCCCCCCGAGACCGAGGCGUACGAAACUUGGCACAUCUCCGAGCGGUUAACGCCCGACCCCACCGUAGUGACGGAGGUGCUCACCAACCCGGUGGAAGCUCCCUCAGCUACUCUGCCGAAGAGCUCAGAUACCACCAUGGUGACCCCAUCGCCACCCGGAUUUCACCUCAAGACCGUGACUCAACCCGAGACAGCCAGACGCGCUUUGACGCCGCCACCGCUGUCUCCGUCGACGACCAUCUUCAACCAGGCAGCGGCCACUGGCGGGGCGACCACGGCGUGGAAGUUGGCGGACAAAACAACCGGCGCCACCGCCCUGCCCACCUGGCGCUGGACGUCAACCGCCAUUCCGCGCCAAACCCGGACGAUGGCGCCCAGCGCCACCACCUUCAUCUCCUCCACAUCCCCUCCGCGCCAGGUCCGGACAAUGGCUCCAACCGCCGCCUUCUCCUCCUCCUCCUCCGCUCCGCGCCAGACCCGGACAAUGGCGCCCACCACCACCACCAUGACCGCGCCCACUGUGAGAAGGACCUCGACGCCACCCGUGCUGGCCCUGACCGCGGCACUAACCUCACUCACCACCGCCGCCGUCAUGAGCACCAGGGGCCUGCGAGCAACGGCCCAGAUCAUGGCCACCGCCGCCGCCGGCAGCAGCAGCAGCCGGUCCACACCCGCCCGAUCCUCACCGACUCCCGGUCUCAACUGCAGGUUGUCGGACAAACUCUGGGUCAGGACAGUGGUGACUUUGUCCUCGAGAAGGGUCCAAACGGAUGCGAUCUUUAAGCAGAACCUGACCCGGGGACUCACCGAGGCUCUCCAGCGAGCUUUCUUCAAUAAUGGUAUUCAUGCCGAGAUCGAAAGCCUCGACAAAAGGAACAAGGUCUUUGUUGGGUUCUACACAGUGAGUGGAAGUGAGGUUUACAUUCCCGCCACGGUGACUGAAGUCAUUGCUGACUACGGCAUCGAGAACCUCAGCCGCGACCUGCAGAGUUACGUCCCGGAUGUUCAAUCAGUCCUCAUCGCUGCCUCACCCUGGGCUCCGCUCCCCGCUCCCUGGUUCCAAUUGAGGACAGUGCUCCAGUUUGUCAGCACCACGGACAUCAUCAAAUUCUGCAGCUUCGUGCAGAUCAUGGAGGCGAGACUACAGAGAGCAUUCGAGGAGGCUGAGUCACGAGCCGCCACCACCGCUAAAAGCAACUUACGAGUUCAGAUAUUGAACACCUCGGUGCUGGACAGAUCCACAGCCGUCACCAUGGUGUACAUGGUGAGGAAUCAGAGUAUGCUACUCAAUGGGACAACAGCCAGCAGCCUAUUGCACCACCUGACCCCCGCUGAGCUGGGAUACUACCUCGCCUACCCGCCCCUGACGCUGGCUGAACCUCUGGAAUACGAUAAUCUGGACACCUCACCAGCGACCGAGAAAUAUUGGGUUGUUACAGUUAUCCAGGGCGUUGACAACACGUCGCUGGGCGAGAGGUACCAGCGCUUCGCCAGCCUCAUGGAGCAGCGGCUGUCCAACCUGUUUGUGGCUGCCCAGCAACACGGGCGACGGUUCCGCCGAGCCUCAACGAUGGGCGCCUACACCGUGCAGCUGGUCAGGAUUAAUCGUCUCUCUGGCCCUAAGAGUCCGGCUGAGUUGACCUACUACGCCCUGGAGGAUGGCAGGGCCUUGCUGGGAACUACAGCUGCCAAGAUCCUCAACACAGUCGACCCGCAAUCCAUGGCCUUGGAGCUCGGCUACCGGGUACAGCUCCAGGCCGAGCCCGUGGUGAAGAACCCUCCCAACAACCUAUGGAUCAUUGCCGCGGUGCUCGCUCCCGUCAGCGUCGUGACUCUGAUCAUCAUCAUCAUCUCCACCGUGCUGUGUCGGAAGAACAAGAGCGAGUUAAAAUCCGAGACCAUGUCCAACCUGCAUCAGAGAGCCAAGCCAGUCCAAGGGUUUGACUACGCCAAGCAGCACAUCGGCCAAUAUGGUGGAGAGGAUGAAGUGGCCAUCACCCAGGAGACGGUGAUCCUACCGAUCGCUGGCCGGGAUGCCACCGUUCCCCAAGAAAGGGAAACAGUCCCGGAGGCAGACAACAACAAAGCUGCAAAAAACAUUGAUAAUCGAAGAAGCAGGUUGCACAGCGAGCAGGACUCCAUCCUCAGCGAGCAGUCAGCAAAUCUCGACUCGACCAGCGACUCUCCGGAGAGAGCCACGGGGCAGCAGAGGACUGCGCAGGAGGGGUUGAAGAAGCAAAAUGGUGAGUCGAGUUUGGACGUGCACUUCCUCCCUUUCUCUCCUCUACCGCCGAGGCGGGAAAUUUGCAAACAAAAAUCACAAACACGCAGGAAUCCAUGGGGAAUGUCUCUUCUGAUCAUUCCUGCAGGUAGCUCAGUGCCAGCGGUUUAUGCUAUACCAGCGAACCGCUCUGGAUUCCCAAAUUACUACAUCCCGGCCCCCGCGCCGUACCGUAACCAUGGCUGGGUCCCUUACAUCGGUGAGGGAGAAGGACCGAACCCUUGGGCAGAGAACGUGACGUUGCCGGGCUACGCGGAAGCCUACUCACACGCUCGCUACCCGCACAGCUCCCCUCCUCACCAGUACAGCCAGACCCAGCCGGCCAACCCGCCGCGGCGCCUAGAGCACGCCCGGUCCCCGUCCACCGCCGUCUCGCAACAGAGCCUGGGGGAAACGGAACCGUGCGAGGCUCCCUACAAUAACAUCUCCACCACUGCCCUGGUGAAGGCCAUCAGGGAGGAGGUGGCCAAACUGGCCAAGAAGCAGACGUGCAUGUUCGAGUUCCAGGUCUAGGAAGUCUCUCCCAACAAGACCAUUCCCAGAAACUGUUCCUUCCGGGGGGCCAUCGGGAAUAGCCCAUGGAUUUCCAACUGGGUCAUCUUGGCCAGAGCUAGAACGAAGACUAAUAUAACUGCUGUAUGGAUUUGGGCCAUUGUUUUAAGCGUGAGGAGCCAGUUCAUCGGGUACAUUGGUCCAUUGGGAGAAUCUCCACCAACCCAAGCUGCGUUUCAUCCCGGUCCUGUCAUUGGAGUAUAAAGUUUAACCUGAGACCGCUGCGUUCCUGGAAUCUGGGAGGACUCCGAUGAAUCUUCAAGAGGGUCACGUUUGCGGAAAGCAGAUGUGCAAAAGGUCAAAACUAAGUUGAGAAAGGUGACCUUGAGCAUGAGGAAGGCAACAAAAUGGCAACUUAAAAAAAAGUCAUAACUGUGCCAAACAUUUGAACAAACCCAUUAGACAGGGAGUUCUGGCAGUUGUAGAACCUCCGCGACUUGUUGAUAUCAGGCAUAUCCUGCAGGAGGCUCAUUUGGGAACUCAAACUUCAUUGACGCCAGUGUCACACGCGGACAACUCCAUCUGACGUGGCAAGCUAGUGAGACAAUUCCUCCCAUUUUAAUGGAAGCCCAGAGGCUGAAGCAUUGCUCCUCUCUAUCUGCGAUCCCCAGUCAACUUGCAGCUGCGGAUGCCAAGGGUGUGCUUGUUACGAGGAGCCGGUGGGAGGCAUGGUGUGAAGAUGGAUCACUAGGGUUCAUUUGCACAAGCACUGGGAGACGUGAUUCAGGUGGACAACAAUAGCCUCCAAUGAUACACUGGGUACCUGUCGCAACUUGUAAAUCCCGUCGCCUUCCCUUCAACAAACAAUGAACUGGUCUUGGAAAUGGCACCAAAGUUUGCACUUUACGGGCCAACCAUGGCUUAGAUGUGAAGUGUUUCAUUCGUGGCAUCCCAGUGCAAUGUUUAAAGGGCAAUGCUGAAUAUCAAAGUUUUCGGGAAGCAGUUGGAACCUAAUCCUUUGGGAAAGACUCUGAAGGGUCCAACAUGGGCAAAGGGGGCAUAGUAUACUGAAACGCCAUGGGGCAAUUGAAUGACAGAACAACCUUGAUGAUGUGAAUGACAUUCUGCUGUUACUUGAUGGGCAAGGUGGCUAAAUCUGCCAAAGGGGUGGGGGGGGGGGGG
Messenger RNA from Amblyraja radiata (thorny skate), 4236 nucleotides. Its product is annotated as KIAA1549-like a. NCBI's taxonomy places the organism in Eukaryota, Metazoa, Chordata, Chondrichthyes, Rajiformes, Rajidae. Bases 4 to 3075 code for a protein of 1023 amino acids. The transcript has 14 exons. The record is from RefSeq and is a predicted model, not a curated record.